This is a messenger RNA of Pyrus x bretschneideri (Chinese white pear), 1452 nucleotides long. RefSeq names its product probable CCR4-associated factor 1 homolog 6. Gene Ontology annotation, molecular function: poly(A)-specific ribonuclease activity; nucleic acid binding. The transcript has 2 exons. NCBI's taxonomy places the organism in Eukaryota, Viridiplantae, Streptophyta, Magnoliopsida, Rosales, Rosaceae. The record is from RefSeq and is a predicted model, not a curated record. Gene Ontology annotation, cellular component: CCR4-NOT core complex; P-body; CCR4-NOT complex. The coding region runs from base 510 to 1334 and encodes 274 amino acids.
AUUUCAUAUUAUCGCAUUGGUAUCCAUUCAUCCUUUUUGUUUGUUCUUCGUUCCUCUCUCUCUCUCUCUCUCUCACUCUCUCUCGUCUCUCUGCCUCUCGUUCAGCGCAAGAAGCCAAGAACAAACCAAAAACACCAAAAAAUUAAAACAAAAAAACUGUUAAAAAAUCUGAUUACCGCCAUUUUAAGACCCCAUAAUAUUUAUCUCCUUCUUCCUCCACCGACCUUCUUCUCUCCCACCAUACCUCUCUCUCUCUCGAUCGAAACCUCAACCUCGCUUUCUGCCUUCCUUCUCCUUUGAAUCCGCAAGUUCUCGAUGCACUUCGUUAAAAACCAUCGGAUUUUUUAUGCCAUGUUGAUGUUCCUUUGAUUUGAGCAGAGUUGAACGGGGUUCAUGUAAAUCCCGUCGAUUCAAUUGGAUCCGCUGCAUGCGUAUUUGAUUGAAUUUGUGACUUGGGUGUUCAAAUCUCACGGUUUUGGUCCAACUUCCUGGUGGAUUUUCACUGCGGAAUGCCGCUCUUACCGAAAAUUGAUUCGAUUCAAAUUCGUGAGGUGUGGAACGACAAUCUUGAGGAGGAAUUUGCGUUGAUACGCAAAAUUGUCGAUGACUACCCGUAUGUUGCCAUGGACACUGAGUUUCCGGGCAUUGUUAUUCGUCCGGUGGGCAACUUCAAGAACAGCUACGACUACCAUUACCAAACCUUGAAGGACAAUGUGGACAUGCUCAAGUUGAUUCAACUCGGUCUCACGUUUUCCGAUGAGCAAGGGAACUUGCCCUCUUGUGGAACUGAUAAACAAUGCAUUUGGCAGUUCAAUUUCCGCGAGUUCAAUCUCAACAAGGAUGUAUUCGCCAGUGAUUCUAUUGAGCUUCUGCACCAAAGCGGCAUCGAUUUUAAGAAAAACAAUGAAAAGGGAAUUAAUGCAAAGCGGUUUGGGGAGCUCCUAAUGUCGUCUGGGAUUGUGUUGAAUGAUAAUGUGAAUUGGGUCACUUUCCAUAGCGGCUAUGAUUUUGGAUACUUGCUAAAGCUUUUGACGUGCCAGAACUUGCCCCAAACUCAAGCAGGGUUCUUUAAUUUGAUCAAUAUGUACUUUCCGACAGUAUACGAUAUCAAGCAUCUGAUGAAGUUUUGCAAUAGCCUCCAUGGUGGAUUGAACAAGCUCGCGGAACUGUUGGAAGUGGAGAGAGUUGGUAUUUGUCACCAGGCAGGUUCGGAUAGUUUGCUCACGUCCUCUACAUUCAGAAAAUUGAAAGAGAAUUUCUUUAGUGGUUCUUUGGAGAAGUAUGCUGGUGUCUUGUAUGGUUUAGGUGUGGAGAAUGGACAGAAUACUUUCUGAAGAGAAAACAACAGGAAAAAGAAAACAAGACCCGAAAGCGGUUUCUUUCUUAACCUUAUCUGUGCCUGAUACUGCAUAUUCAUGUAUUAAUUUAUGAGUUUACAUAUUUUUAUUGAAA